AACAACUGCAGAUGAGGUGGUCACCGCGGGGGCAUCGUGACACAAACAGUGACCAAGCGAGUUCACUGCUGCCCCCGCUUCGCAGAGACAAAGACGCCUCCAGGCUGCAUUCCGCCGCUUCCAGAUCGCGCCCACGUCCCACUACGGCAUGGGUGAUUUCCCAGCCCUGCUGCUAUUGCUGGCACUAGCAGGGCCAGGCCUGGCAAGAGCGGAGAGGGAAUUGGUGACCACGGGAAGCUCUUUCAGAACAACGUGUUACUAUGAUAAGCACAUUUAUUCACAACACGAGAAAUUCUGGUGCAAGGAACAGUCAGAUGGGAAAUGCCUCUACAGAGUCCUGACUCAACCAGCAAGGGGAAGGAAUAUUGCAUCAACGGGAAGAUUGAAUCUAAGAGACUUAGGAAUGGGCUGGAUUUCUGUGUCCAUGACAGAGCUCCAGGUGGAGGAUUCAGGAACAUACUGGUGCGGGGUUUCAAAUCCUAGGAAGGAUAUCCCUUUGAAAAAGGUGGAAGUGGUGGUAUCUUAUGAAGCUCCCGUUAAGCUGUCUGCAAAAAAAGGAGACUCUGUCUUCCUAAAUUGUUCCUAUUCUGUGACGGACAACUGGAAACUUAAAAAUUUCACCUGGUGCAAGAUGGUAGCCGCAACCAUGUGUCAACCUGUCAUCAACAUUGAGUUCAUUCAGGGUGAUCAUACACAAGGAAGGACCAAAAUAAAGAUUGACCGGUGGCACAGAUUGAUUACAGUGACACUGGUGGAGCUGCAGCUCAGAGACUCGGGGGAGUAUCACUGUGAGGCCCACUUCCUGGAAAGUACUGUGCUGAUGAAGAUGAUCACACUGAAUGUUUUGGAUACAGUUAAUGAAGCUAACGAGGGGGGAACCGCCCCCCCAACUGUGGCCAGCAACAAGGAGCAGAGAACGCUUUACAUCGUCCUGGCACUGGGCUGUUUCCUGGCCGGCAGUGCCCUGAUUGCUACCAUCUCACUCGUGGCUAUUAUUUUCAACAAAGGGAGAAAAAGAGGGCAGGCGCUGAACUUUGGUGAACCCCCUAACUGCAGGCUAGCAGCACAGCAGGACAAAGGGCACCCCAGAGAUGUCACGCCAGAGGGGGGGUUGAAGAACGGUCUCCUGUACGCCAUGCUAAGGCUCCAACCCAAGCCAACGCCAGACGACGUCACCUACGCCAACGUGGAGCUUCCCCCAAAACCAGAAGGGGCCAUAAGUUCUGCGGAGCCCGCGGCUGUCCUGUUCUCCUCAGGCACCAUGGAAUACGCAACCAUCAUCUUCCGAGACUCCGCUGGGCCUCAAGAGAAACAAACCAGCCCCUGCCCAACCUAGAUCCCAUGGAACCUCGUGUCCCCAUUAGAGCUAUUCUCCUGAACUGCUGGGGGUAGGAACGACAGUUGCUGGCCAUCACAUGCCUCUGGAAUGGAAAGCAAGCUGCAUGCUACACGGGUUGUCACUAGCUCCCCAUUGUAUUAUCACCGCACAUCACCAUCAGUAAAAAUUUUGGUGUGAGG
Messenger RNA from Pelodiscus sinensis (Chinese soft-shelled turtle), 1518 nucleotides. The record is from RefSeq and is a predicted model, not a curated record. NCBI's taxonomy places the organism in Eukaryota, Metazoa, Chordata, Testudines, Trionychidae.